Molecule: messenger RNA, 2120 nt
Organism: Vombatus ursinus (common wombat)
Lineage: Eukaryota; Metazoa; Chordata; Mammalia; Diprotodontia; Vombatidae
Product: natural cytotoxicity triggering receptor 3 ligand 1-like
Exons: 5
Coding region: 16-744 (242 amino acids)
Source: RefSeq, a predicted model, not a curated record
GCUGGAAUUGCCAUAAUGGCUCUUCGUGGUCACUACUUGGCAGCCGCUGGGAUGUUCUUGGGAGUCCUUCUGGGGUCAUGCGGGGCCCAACACGCGCCAGGUACUCUGGAAAUGGAGAUGAAUGGGAAGGCUCAGAUGGCAUCCCUCAACACAAAUGUCACCAUCCCCUGUAUCUUGUAUGAAAGUGGUUCUGUAACCCUGAACAUCAGUCUCAUUGGAGUCAGGUGGUUCCUGAGAAGGGCAGACUCUGACAAGGAAGACAAAGUCUUUGAAUACAAUGGAGGAAAACAGACUCAGUUCAGACCAGGAGCCAGCAUCUCACUGUCAAGGCUGAAGAAGGGAAAUGCCUCUCUCUUCCUGCCUUUUAUCCAGCUUCAGGAAGGAGGAGAGUACAGAUGUGAAAUAAUCAUCCCUCCUACCAAAGAGGAGAGAACAUCCAGAGUGGACGUGGUUGCUCAGCCUCAAAUCGCCAACAAGAAAGUGAUUUCAAGCACUCAGUCUCCGGAUGUGGAGAAUACUGAGAAUACUGAGGAAACCUCCAAGAUUCCCUCUAGGAGCAAUGAUGGUACGUUCAGUGCCACAGACAGUAGAACCAGCUCCCAGUCUACGGUUACCCCAAAAACACAAUCGAUCUCAUUGCAGAGUGGUACUCUCCCAAUUGUAACAGGACAUGGGAAGGAUUACUUUAUCUACACGGUGAUUUUCGUGAUCCUGCUUUUAUUUCGCUUGUUUGAAGUCAUGUAGUGUCUAUGCUUCAGGAAUGGACACCGACAAUAUCUGAGUCAGUGUGACUCAUGACAAAGUCAAGGAGCCAGCCAUUUUGAGGUUUUAAUACUGAAACUUAUUUCCAAGGAUCUGGAAAUGCAAGAAUACAACGGUCAAAAUGACGAUGAACUUCGUAAGCCAAAUGAUGAAGUGGACAGUUUCAGAGGAAAUAGGGAAGACGUUUAUGAACCAACGUAGAGUGAAGUGAACAGGAUAUAAUAAUGCAGCAUCAUGGGGAGAAGCAAACUUUGGAAGACUUUAGAAUCCUGAUCAACACAAUUAUAAAUUUGGAGUACCAACAAGUGAAGAUAAAACACUCCCCUCCUGCCAGAAAAGUGAUAUGCUUAAGAGGCAUAUCCUAUUCAACUCUUACUUCACUUCCAUUCUCUACCAGUAAAAUGAUCUUUUGACAGAGAAGGAAAGAACCUAAAUAACAAAUAAUGAAUUAAAAUCUAAAAUAAAUAAGGAGAUAAUAAGAAAGCACUCAGUUGUCCUCGAUGAGGUCAGGUCACUAGGUAUAGAUGAUUGACAUCCAAGGGGACUGAAAGAUCUGGCGGAUGUAAGCACUAAGACACUGUCAUGGAUCAAUAAAAGAUCACAGAGCACAGGAGAGGUGCCGCAGGACUGGAGAAGGGCAAAUGUUUCUGUUUUUCAAAAAAGGGAAGAGAACAGAGCCUGCAAACUAUAGGCUGGUAAGCUCAAUUGCUAGCAAAAUUAUAGGACAUAUUAAUCAAAAGACUAUGGAGAGAUAACUGGCCUUAGAGUUAGAAGGAUCUCAGUUUAAAUCUUGCCCCAACAUCUAAGCAGGAGCAGACAGGAGUGAGUGACAGAGCGAUUAGGCCUAUCAGAGAUCUCAGGAGCCAGUUGAGAAGGUGCAAGGUUCUAGAUUCUCACCAUAUAUUUCCUUCUUUAAUUAAGACAGCCACAAGGUUUGAGAUAAGAGUGAUUUCCACUGAGCCGUAUGCCAACAAACUUUUGAGGUUUCCAUCCUGAAUGUUAUUGCCAAUGACCUGGAAUCAAAAUAAUACAUGGGACGGCAUAAGUUAUGGGAGUGUUACUUAAGCAAUGGCUUCCAUCUUGGCCAAGAGGGCUGAGAUCUCCAGUUCUGGGAAAAUCAUCCUCAGGUCACAGGCUAGUGACCAUGAAGAGGACAUCUGUUGCCUGGUCCCCUUCCAGAGGACAAUUUCACAAGGAAGAUGUUCUAGUUGGAUAUCCAAGGGAGUCCAAUCUGCCGAGGUUGGAAAUCAGAUUGCUAAGGGUUGAGGAGUGAGUGAAAGGAGAGAAAAUGGAGACAGCUUUUCUUAGGCAUUUGGCUGUGAAAGAGAGAAGAGAAAUAAAACAAUACCUCAAGGGAA